AAAAGGUGGUCAAUGAUUCAAACAAUGAAGCAAAAAUUCGGACUUUCAAGCUUGAUAUCUUAACAACCAUAAUGCUUUUAGAAGACACUUGCCCACUUUCUUCCUUCCCAUCUACCUCUGUGUGUCCAAAAGUGAUUUUUCCUUAAAACUCUGCAACCGUGUUGUUCUGCUUUUCGCUUGAUCAGGUUUAGCAAGUUUUAAUCAUCCAUGUCAACAGAAAGCACUAUUGUAUUAGAUUUUUCAAAGCUCUAUGGACUUCAGAGCUUAGUCUCAAUAAAACAACACUUGGGUUAUCUCCACCUAACCUAUUCUUGUGCUUUCACUAAGUUGUCUUCUCCUUACUUUUCUGAUACUAUUUGUGGGUCUUCUUUUUCUGUAAUCUAAACACCUGUUUUGUUGUUCCUUAAAGAUACUCACAUCUACCCAUGUUCUAGUUCAGUAGAUUUUUCCAGUUAUUUAUUAAUUUAUCUUCAUUUUGGUUGUUCUUGGAAUGGAUGGGCAAGAGGGGGAUGAUCAAUCUUGAGACUUGAUCUGAUGGGGAUGCCAUUGGUGCUUCUGGUGAUGACACAAUGCUUGGCAUUCACUGCCUUGUCAGCUCAUGGAUCUGCAGAUCCUGCAGUCUCUCCUACAUCAAAUUCUCUGAGCCAUGGCAGGAAAAAACAUGGAACGGUAGCAGCUGCGCCUCCAAACAAAGAGUUCCACAUCUUACAAUCCAUGGAGCAUUCUCCAACAGAAGCCCAUCAUCCCCACCACAGAGUGAGGCUGUCCAAUAUUGCUGUUCCACCCUCUAGUUUGCCUUUUAAACAUCAGGCGAAGAAACAUGUGCAUGGUUCCGCAUCUUCACCUACAACCUCAUUUUAUAGGCAUCAUCAUGCAAGGAACAAGUUCCGAAACUCUGCUCCUGCACCAUCUCAUCUGCUUUCUCCUCACCCUUAUAGCCAGCAAGGGCCUUCAGUCUCCUCAUUCCACUCUCCUGUUCCUUCAUCAACAAGCUGGGGUUCGCCUUCACCUGCACCAUCACCAGCACCUCUAUCAAGACAAAUAAACAUGCAUUUUCAUCCACCGGCAGUUGCUCCUUUGGGUUCCUCCCUGAAGAAUAUGAAGACUCCACCGCCACCACUGGUUUGGACAUUACCACCUCCACCUCCUAAUGAAGAUUGUGCAUCAUUGACUUGCACAGAACCUUUAACAUAUACGCCUCCUGGAUCACCCUGCGGUUGUGUGUGGCCAAUUCAAGUUAAAUUGCGCCUUAGUGUAGCACUAUAUACUUUCUUCCCCUUGGUCUCGGAGCUGGCUGAUGAAAUUGCUGCUGGUGUUUCACUAAAUCAUAGCCAGGUUCGCAUUAUGGGAGCAAAUGCAGCCAACCAGCAGCUAGACAAAACUAUCAUCCUGAUCGACUUGGUACCACUUGGAGAAAAAUUCAAUCAUACCACUGCAUUUUCAAUCUACGAGAAGUUCUGGCUCAAAAAAUUUUUUAUAAAGACUUCCCUCUAUGGUGGAUAUGAAGCAUUAUAUGUUCGAUAUCCAGGUCUUCCACCUUCUCCGCCUUCAAGCAUUAGUAAUAUUGAUGACGGGUCAUACUCAGGCCAUGGCAACAAUGGAAGGGUAAUGAAACCCUUGGGGGUUGAUGUGCCUCAGAAACAGAAACAUGGGCUUGGAGGAAGUAUGAUCACUGUGAUUGUUUUAUCAUCUGUGACGGGUUUUGUUAUAUGCAUUGCAGUUGCUUGGGUUUUGGUAUUGAAGUGCAGAGGUCAUGUUCAUCAAGCUGAAGAUAUUCCACAUUCUUUGAUUUCCUCCUUUGCAAAACCAUCAGGGGCUGCUGGGUCUAUGAUGUUGGGAAGCAGGACCAGUUCUACAUCAGUGUCCUUCAGUUCUGGGGUAGUGACAUAUACCGGAUCUGCUAAGACCUUCAGUUUGAAUGACAUAGAGAGGGCCACAGAUAACUUUGAUGCUUCAAGAGUACUAGGAGAAGGUGGUUUUGGUCUUGUCUACAGGGGCAUUCUAGAUGAUGGAGUGGAGGUAGCUGUUAAGGUUCUUAAGAGAGAUGAUCAGCAGGGUGGCCGAGAGUUCUUGGCAGAAGUUGAGAUGCUUAGCCGUUUGCAUCAUAGGAACUUGGUUAAAUUGAUUGGCAUCUGCACUGAGGAGCAUACCCGCUGCCUCGUCUAUGAACUUGUUCCAAAUGGAAGUGUGGAAUCACAUUUACAUGGAGUUGACAAGGAAGCUUCUCCUCUUGAUUGGGGUGCACGAAUGAAGAUUGCCCUUGGUGCAGCUCGUGGUUUAGCAUAUCUGCAUGAAGACUCUAGUCCUCGUGUUAUACAUCGGGAUUUCAAGUCCAGCAACAUCUUGUUAGAACAUGACUUUACACCUAAAGUUUCUGACUUUGGUUUGGCUAGAACAGCACUUGACGAGGGGAACAAACAUAUCUCAACACGCGUGAUGGGAACUUUUGGCUACUUAGCUCCAGAAUAUGCAAUGACUGGCCAUCUUCUCGUGAAAAGUGAUGUUUACAGUUAUGGUGUAGUCCUUCUUGAGCUCCUAACAGGAAGAAAGCCAGUGGACUUGUCACAGCCACCAGGUCAAGAAAAUCUGGUUGCUUGGGCUCGUCCACUUCUCACAACCAAGGAAGGCCUAGAAACAAUCAUCGACCCAGCUCUGAAGUCAAGCUCCCCAUUCGAUAGUGCAGCCAAGGUAGCAGCAAUUGCAUCAAUGUGCGUGCAACCAGAAGUGUCUCACCGUCCUUUCAUGGGUGAAGUUGUUCAAGCCUUGAAGCUAGUGUGCAGUGAGUAUGAUGAGACAAAGGAUCUAGCAUCAAAAAGUUUCAGCCAAGAGAAUUUGUCUAUUGAUGUAAUUAGAAAGAGUAGUAGAGUCUUGGGUGAGCUUCUGGAAGUUUCACAGGUCCAUCACCCUGUGGCUGGCCAUGAUUCAAGUUUUGAUACAAAGAUGGCGCUAUCAGUAUCAGAUUUGGUGAGUACCUCGAUGGGAUUUGAGGGUCAAGACUCUGGAUCCUUUAGGAGGUACUCGAGCUCAGGGCCUUUGAGCACUGGGAGGAGAAGGGAGUUCUGGCAGAGACUGAGAAGGUCGUCUGGCGGCAGUGCAAGUGAGCAUGGAUUUUCAUUUAAACUAUGGCCUCGUUCCAGUUAAAUAUUUGAUGAAAGGCCCAUUUAGAAGAAUAAUCUCUUCCAACAAAAGUGUACUUCACUUUCAUGAACAACAUAGGAUCUCAAGACCCAUACGAUGCAGCACCAUCCUAGGAGCUUGGAAGAUUUUGACUUGCAACGUUCUCUGAAUAAUGGCUUUGUUGAUGAUUUGAAGCUCAAACCCGGUGAAGCAGUUGGUUGUGGUGUAUAGCUUGUAAUCAAAGGCAUCAUUGGGCAAGUACUUUGCAAGACUUCCUCAAGUAUCAUCAACUCGGUUUGAACCAAAAUAAAUCUCAGUUCCUGCCCUUAAAUUGUUUUAGUUGCUGUACUUGUGGUUGUUUGAAACUGGGAAGACUUCUGAAAUCCUUCUGUGAAUUCAAUGCUUCAUCUAUGUACUGGGAAAAUAUUUAACACUGCCGUCUUUAAGUGUAUGAAUGGUUCGCAUUAGUAACAUAAAUUAAAUUCUAGUUUGUACUUCUGUAA
Vitis vinifera (wine grape) is the source of this 3620-nucleotide messenger RNA. RefSeq names its product receptor-like serine/threonine-protein kinase ALE2. Bases 535 to 3141 code for a protein of 868 amino acids. The transcript has 10 exons. NCBI's taxonomy places the organism in Eukaryota, Viridiplantae, Streptophyta, Magnoliopsida, Vitales, Vitaceae. The record is from RefSeq and is a predicted model, not a curated record. Gene Ontology annotation, biological process: protein phosphorylation. Gene Ontology annotation, molecular function: protein kinase activity; ATP binding.